Molecule: messenger RNA, 1047 nt
Organism: Helianthus annuus (common sunflower)
Lineage: Eukaryota; Viridiplantae; Streptophyta; Magnoliopsida; Asterales; Asteraceae
Exons: 4
Coding region: 1-1047 (348 amino acids)
Biological process (GO): DNA transposition
Molecular function (GO): DNA binding; transposase activity
Source: RefSeq, a predicted model, not a curated record
AUGAAAGGUCCAUUUCCUGGACAGAUCUUGAGUGUUGUUGGUAUAGAUGGGAACAAUAGCAUAUAUCCAGAUUGUUAUGCCCUUGUUGAGGCAGAAACAACACAAAGUUGGAAAUGGUUUUUGCAACUGUUGAGAGAUGACCUAGGGUGUACGGCUGAGUCUUGUUUCACCUUCAUCGGCGAUAGACAAAAGGGUCUUAUUCCAGCAAUGCUAGCUGUUUUUCCUAAUGCUGAGCACAGAUUUUGUUUGAGGCACAUCCAUGAGAACAUGAAAUCCAAGUGGCGUGGAGAUCUUUACAAGAAUUUGCUUUGGUCAGCGGGAAGGAAGACAUCUAUUCCAUAUUUUAACAAAGCUAUGGAAGAAAUUAAGACAACAAAACGAGGUAUACAAAUCAUAGGAGCAAGGGACAAGCCGAUUAUCACAUGCCUAGAAUUCAUUAGGGAGUACAUGACCAAGAGGAUAGUGAAUGUCAAGAAAUUGCAAGCAAAGUGUAUGGGGCAACUGACACCUCAUGCCAUUGAGGUCUUCGAUGAGAUCAAGAAACAGGCUUCUGAAAUGUCUGUUUUAAUGGUUGAUACAGACAAGAAGUGGGAUUUGACAGGGAUGCCUUGCAAACAUGCAGUUGUAGCCAUAUGGGAUAUAUCAAGGAAUAGCAUUGAUGCUGGCAUACCAGAAGAGUGGGUUUCUGAUGUGUAUUGGCUGUCAACAUGGAAGAAAGUUUAUGAGAAUUUGAUAGAGCCAAUCAAUGGACCGGAGAUGUGGACUCCUUCACAGUGUCCAACAACACUCAUCCCACCAAAGCAUCAUACACAAGUUGGAAGGCCAAAGAAAAAACGAAAGAAGGCAUUUUGUGAAAAAGAGCUUGAGCAGGAGUUCGACAAAGGAGGAAAAAUGACCAGAAAGGGAACCAGCAUCAAGUGUGGUAAAUGUGGGAACAUGGGUCACAAUGUCAUGAGCUGCAAAGGACAAGGGGGUGAACAAUCCACUGCUUCACAAGAAUCACACACUGCCACUCAAGGUGCACCAGUUUACAAUCUUUAUGAGUGA